AUGGGUGAUUACGUCGGCCAAGUUGAAGCACGUACACAUCUUUACGAGUCAAUGCCACGGAUAAUGGGGCCGCUUCUGGAAUUAUUCGCACCUGAGUGUCAUCAGAUCAGAUCAUCUAUGAAAUCAAUGAAGAAGACGAUCGUGCCAGAACUUAGACGUCUCCUUAAGCAGAAACGAGCGAGUCCACCAACCAAUGAUGACCACUUCUAUGCCAGCUCAAUGAUUGAAAUUGCGCUAAAAAAGGGACCCCUCAGCCGCAAUGGAGUUACGAAGGAUGAAGAACAUCAUAUUGAUAUGAUGGCUGAUGAGACUAUGUUCAUGUUCUUUGAAGCGGUUGAACCCACAACGAUGAUCCUAGCCGCCUUCAUUGCCCGAUUGUUACGCCAUAGAGAGUUCCUCGAGCCGAUUAGAUUGGAGCUGGAACAGGCCCUGAAAUUGAAUGAUGGCAAAUGGAACUUCGAUCUCUUCAAUCACACCCCGAGAUUUGAGAGCUUCAGUAGGGAGGUCCUUCGCAUGGACUGCAUCAAUAUGGUUGCCGGUAGUCGUCAAAUUGUCAAGGAGCCAGUGACAAUCAAAUCACUUGGCAUGACCUUCGGCCCUGGAACGAACCUCACUACAUCGGGUGCAUUUACCCAUCUAGACCCCGACUUCUACCCAGAUCCUACAAGAUUCGACGGCAAUCGUUUCUAUAAGCCUGAUUUAACGGCCAGCGACAUCCUCCGCGAUACGAUCUCACCCAAUGAACAAUGGGUGUCUUUCGGACUUGGAAUCUCGUCAUGUCCCGCAAGGCUACUGGGGACCAGGCUGUGCCAGGUCAUGGCCGCAAAGAUACUCUUGGGGUAUCACAUAGAAUUGGCACAUGAAGAUGGCAAAUGUCCAGAUUUCAAUAUAUAUGUGGAUGCCGUCGGAAUCCUGAACCCAGAGAUCAGGAUGAGAUACAAAAGCCGGCAGUAAAGCUAGAAACCAUGCCUCUGGAGCGAGUGAGUGAUGCUGAUGUUUACACUGGUUGAUAAUUGCCAUUUUGUAAACUGGUUUGGAAGACAAAGCCGUUUUUUGAGAGUGUCGGGACUAGUUUUCCGUUGUUAUCUCUCUAAUAUAAUUAAUAUACUAUCUACAUUCCUUAGGCCCAGCCCUCAGUUUCCGGAGGGCAGUAAUAAUUUACUAAUACCUCCUAUCUUCCUCCGCCUCUGCAGCGGAAGAAGACAGGUCACACCGCAUAAUUGAAUUGGCUUUUGUACGAAAGUGGGCUUGCAAGCCCAUCCCCCGAGGCUUGUCACUAUGUAGUAAUGAAUACUCUGGCCGCAGUUUGAUGGACCAAGAGACCCUCAAUAUUACAGCUGGUGCAACCAAGUUCAUACAGUGGGCGCACAGCAUCUAUUGUUUGUUCUUCGCCCAACUUAUACAGGGAGUGAUCGCUUAUCUCCCACCCUGUACUUAGCCUCGAUCUAUUCGACCAGAUGCGCCCCCAGUGGAGUAGACUCAUGCAGGAAACCACCACUGAGUUGGUCAAGCCAGCCAGCCAGUCACCACCCGUAAUUUUCCCAAAUAUCAGCCAGGCUAGAUUAAGACGUCCCCAUUCCCCAAAUAUUGGCUGGAGAUCAAGAAACAUGUAACAUCCUAUGAGUAGAUCGGUACUCCGUAUAUAGAAGUUUCUCUGACCUCUUUGAUAUCUUUGAUAAUUAUGAGAACUUUUAGGCUCAGAAGAUCAAGGAUCCCUCCCCUCAGACGGCCUUUCAUACCAUUGAG
This is a messenger RNA of Trichophyton rubrum CBS 118892, 1746 nucleotides long. RefSeq lists its product as uncharacterized. NCBI's taxonomy places the organism in Eukaryota, Fungi, Ascomycota, Eurotiomycetes, Onygenales, Arthrodermataceae. The record is from RefSeq and is a predicted model, not a curated record. Gene Ontology annotation, molecular function: heme binding; oxidoreductase activity, acting on paired donors, with incorporation or reduction of molecular oxygen; iron ion binding. The coding region runs from base 1 to 954 and encodes 317 amino acids. The transcript is spliced from 2 exons.